CUCAGAUAAUCACUUGAUUAGAUAACAUCACAACUCACUCUUGAUCAUUUGAUUUUCAGCGUCAAGAUUGUUUUCUAAACAACAAUAGUCAUGAGCGCCCGCCAGUCGUUUGUUCCUCGUUCAGCAUCUCGUGCUUCUACCCAUGCAGCUGCUGAACACCCGUUUGAUCAUAUGCCGCUCCGUGCACAGAAUUCCCUAGGCCACCCCCAACGCACUGGCGGCAUCCAGAAUGAGCUUGAACCAACGCAACAGAAGACAGAAUCAGAGAAAAGGACUCGCUUUUCAGGGAUGUUCCAAAAGCACAAACUCGCUGGCAAACUUGGCUCCGGCCCAGGGGACCAUCAAGCGGCCAUGGACGCGUCGUUCUCUAGCGCAUCGGGGCGUUUUAGCGGCAUUAACCGCCCUGACAUGCAAGCCUUAGCUCCUCCUCGCAGGUCUAGCUCUCCGUUCCGUGGCAAAGGAUCGCCUUUCGUUCCACCAUCCAAUCAAGGCAUAUCCUUUGCUCGGCCCACGUCCCCCAUGCCAAAAUCUGCAUCCCACAGAGGAGAUUUGACUAUUUCUGGUCUCAAAGACGCGCAUAUAUCCACUGCAAGUGUUGUUUCGGGGUUAAUCUCUACUUCUCGCAUCGUCGCAGCGCCUGUCCCGAGCUACGGGUCUAUUCACGACGGCGAAUGCGAUGACGAACACACAUUUAGCUCCAACAAAUCUUCUCAAGCCAAAUCGCAGUCUUUGCAACUCCUCGAGAGAAUCCAUGAAGACGUCGAGCCAGAGGCAGCAACAGAGGAUGAAGCACUAUUUGAUGCCCACAGGACGAACGUAGCCGUUCAUCCCAUGUUACGCAGGGUGAAGCGCACCAUCCAAGGCUCUCAGGAGGACGAGGCCGAUUUCUCGCCCCCUGAUGAGGUCGAAUAUAUGCAUAGAGUCAAACGGGUCAGGAUCGACGAGUUCCCCCACGAAUUGCCAGAUGGCCGUCCUGAUGACAGUAGCCACUCCUGUGUCGACCAUACUCAUAAUCGACAACAACCUCUUGAUAACGAUACGGCUCGUCAAUCUUCCCCUCCCACGAACCAACCUGGCGCGGGCCCCGCGGAGGAGAUUUCCCUUGAAGUCAUGUUCGCAAACAUAGAUUCGUUCCUGAAUGUGGAUACUUUCAUGGGCCUCGUUCAGAAGUGGUCUACCUGCUCGAGGGAAGAAUGGCUUCAUGGCUCUGAAGAAAUCGUCAACCAGUUCAAAGAUAUCAUUGACUGCGUCAAGGAAAGCCUCACAGCUAAUGUCACUCUUUACUCUCGUCUGGACGACCAAGUGCGCGAUCGCCGUGAGGAACAGGCUCAGCUCACCGAACAUUUGAGGCGAGGAUUGGGAUCGGCCAGGACAGAUCUGAUCGCUAUUUGCCGGGGGAAGUAACAUCGAAGCUGUGUGGUUAAUGCUGCGAUCAUGCAUGUGCUUCGCGAAACUCAGCGAUUCUAGUUUUCAAUCAUUCAAUUUGCAAAAUCGAAACCCUAUUUUUUUU
Molecule: messenger RNA, 1510 nt
Organism: Suillus clintonianus
Lineage: Eukaryota; Fungi; Basidiomycota; Agaricomycetes; Boletales; Suillaceae
Exons: 4
Coding region: 91-1404 (437 amino acids)
Source: RefSeq, a predicted model, not a curated record